UUCCAGCCCUUUGCUACCUCUCUCUCCAAAAUCCGAAGAAAGGACCAAAAAUGGCGUCGCCAUCACGCCUCCAAGUUCUCUCGUUGUUCCGGUCACUGCUGAGGACGGCGCGUGACUUCCCAGACUACAACAUACGAGAGUACACCAAGCGCCGUACCAUUGACGCCUUCCGGCAGAACAAGGCCCUCUCAGACUCGUCUCUGGUUGCCGUCGCCUUCUCAGAUGGAAAGGCACAGCUCGAGAUUGCCAAACGUCAGGCUGUCGUCUAUGGCCUCUAUGCCCCCAAGAUCAAGAGCGUUAUGGAAUUAAAACACUGAUUCCAAGAAUCAAUUUUCCUUAGGUUUUGUAAUUUUAAAUUGCCAUACGUUAGGCUCCAGAGCUAGGUUUCUCUGGAGUUUGGAUAUUGAUUAUAUGCCAGAAAUUGAACUCUUGUUAAUUUAAUUUGUGUUUCCAUUUUAAUAUUAAUUAUACCUGCUUAUUGAUGUGA
Messenger RNA from Ipomoea triloba (trilobed morning glory), 487 nucleotides. Its product is annotated as LYR motif-containing protein 4. The transcript has a single exon. The record is from RefSeq and is a predicted model, not a curated record. The coding region runs from base 51 to 317 and encodes 88 amino acids. Gene Ontology annotation, biological process: iron-sulfur cluster assembly. NCBI's taxonomy places the organism in Eukaryota, Viridiplantae, Streptophyta, Magnoliopsida, Solanales, Convolvulaceae.